UCAAUUUUACAAGUACCAGGCUAGCAUAAGAAUGGCGGAGAAGAAGAACGAAUACCCAGCCAGUGUGGAGGCGGACAGGCGCCUGUUGCCUUUCGAGUCGUGGGAAGAUUAUUUAGAUUCACUCAUUGAGAUUGCUGACCUGCGAAAUCUCAGGAGCAUCGGCUCUGCUCGAACUAUUGCCGCGUUUGGUUAUAGAGCCAACGGAGACACAUUACAAGAGAAAGAAUUCUACAAGCGGCGCAAGGUAAUCCACAGUAUAGUGUUCCCGGUGGUCCAGCCGUACGUGCUGGUCAGCGAGGGAGCAGACCUGGAGGACCCUUUUAAUCGGGAACUAGCUGUCAGGGAACGGGCAAAUAGAGUCGGCAUAUUGCAAUCGAUAAUUUUCAUUCGCCACUUCACUAAGGGUGGUUUCGAAAUAUCCGGCUACAUAGAUUACGCGCAUCGGUUGAUCUCUGAGAAUUGGGGGCCGUUUUUCAAAAGCAACAAAAUGCUGUGGCCAAGGGACAGUGACCUCGGGUACUAUCAUUGGAGGCAUGGAACAGUGAGGAGCAAUAUUAGCAGGAAUUAUAAGCCCGUAAUGGACCCAGAUCGCGGCCUCCUGUUCCAAAACCGGCACGACCAUAAAAUAAUCUGUCCCGAUCCUCAACAAGACCCAGGUCAAAAUACAACGAAACAGCGCAUAUAUUCUCCGAGAUACACGCAAAUUGAACUAUAUGACCAUGUAGUGAGAAGAAAGAGCUGAUAAAAAUCUCACAAUUAUUGAUGAGUAUGGAACAGGAUAGAUAAUGUUGCUAA
Molecule: messenger RNA, 795 nt
Organism: Colias croceus (clouded yellow)
Lineage: Eukaryota; Metazoa; Arthropoda; Insecta; Lepidoptera; Pieridae
Product: cilia- and flagella-associated protein 299-like
Exons: 4
Coding region: 32-742 (236 amino acids)
Source: RefSeq, a predicted model, not a curated record